This is a messenger RNA of Didymosphaeria variabile, 2394 nucleotides long. RefSeq lists its product as uncharacterized. Lineage: Eukaryota; Fungi; Ascomycota; Dothideomycetes; Pleosporales; Didymosphaeriaceae. The transcript is spliced from 3 exons. The coding region runs from base 1 to 2394 and encodes 797 amino acids. The record is from RefSeq and is a predicted model, not a curated record.
AUGCCUGUCACGUUCGGUUCGGUCGGAGACAUCAUAGCGGUCUGUAUCCUGGUCAAGGACUGUGUCGACGCGCUUAGUGAGACCCGAGGCUCUGCCGCAGAGUAUCAGGCUGUCGUUCGAGAACUUUACAUACUGGAAAAGGCUUUAUUGGAAGUCGGCAUCCUAUCGAGAACACAUGCCGUCACACCGGAACUCAAUAACCUAUUUUCAAGCAUUACAACUGCUAUCGACCAGUGUCGAAAAUCGCUUGAAGCUUUCAAAGCAAAAAUCAAGCCAUAUGACCAUGAUCUUGGAGAUGGAUCCGGUGGAGGUAAAGCGCAUAAAAUACUUGCGGGAACCGCCCGCAAAUUUCUUUGGCAGGUACGAAUGAAGGACGAUGUCUCAAGAUUCAGAGCCGAAGUCGUGGCUUACUCGAUGUCAAUCGACCAGCUUCUGGCCGCAGCAACCAUGCACACAGUAAAGGCGGAAUCGGACAAAGUUACACGCUUACUUACCCAACAAGAUAACGCACUGAAAAGCCUGCAAGGGCGACUGAGCGAAGUGAACCGACGCGUAACAGCCGGCAAUAACCUUCUGUUGAAGUUGGCCAAAGCAGCACGGGCGGAAUGGUUGAUGCAACUCGGGCAAGACUUGAAAACUCUCAUGCUCAAGAUCAUGGCAGUAAACUUGGUUACUUACGCUGCAGUUGACAAAGUACAGAAGUCCAUUCUGAGCAUCGAGCAGAACAUGCCUGCGUUGACGCGGUCAAUAACGACUGAGCGCAUAUUUUACCUUGAGGAUGCUAUCGGGCGUGUGAGCACGAUCACGCUGGACUUCAUCACGUCCUGGGAUGCACUUCUAGCUGUACUAGAAGUACGCUUCCAAGGCAAGCCUGGGAUGAAGAAAGUGCUCAAGAAGGAGUAUGCCAUACAGAAUCGUGCCACGAAGAAAGACGUCGAUGUUUCACAGAACUGGGAGAGCACAUUCCUACCCGGAUUAUGGUUUGAUAUGGAUAUGAUCUUUCAGGAAGUGCAAGAGGAAGGCUCGAAUGACUCCACAGGGGACACCUGUCCUCGAUGUCAAACAAGGUCAAAUCAACCUCCGGGGCUCCAAAUCAGAUGCUCUAUAUGCAAGCAAGUGUACCAGAGAGUCGUUGAGAUCAACACCGAUGCCGACACCUCAGCUCCUGCCACGACUCAUACCAUUGCCCCAGACGCGCCUGACUCUUUCGCUGUGGUCCCACCUCUUAAAGAGCGCCCUGUGAUACAUCCCGUGCCCCCAUCACGGCCGGCCAAACGUAAAAGAGACGAAGACCCCGACGAAGAGCCAGCGAACUUCAAUCGGGUGAGAAUCAAGGCCAAGAGACGGCGUCUGGAUAAGAGUCAAUCAGAUACACCUUCAUCUGCUGAAAAACGAAAGUCAGACGAUGCCAUGGACAUCGACAAACCGAACGAUUCGCCAAAGCGCCACAAGUCUAACGCAAACGAGGGCUCGAUCGAUGAACACAGUCACUCAGCAAAGUUGUAUCAUCAGAAGAACCGAGAAGAAGGAAAUCUUGAACCUUAUACGUCUUCAACACCCGACCUGGAAUUCAAUAAAGCAUUUGGGAACAAGAACCCUGGCCUGUUCUCUAGCCCUCCAGACGAUACUUCCCCAUCUAAAAAAUCGCUGCAGAAGGAAGGCGAAGAACACAGACCACCACUUGGACGUGCUUCCCAUGACGCACAAUACAAAUCACCUCCUCAAUAUGAUCCCAUAAUCCAUACCGAUCCAAAAUCAAAUCCCCAACGGAGAGCGAGCGACCGAGAACCAGCAAAACUUCAAAGAAAACAAAGCAAGCCCUCGUCAUACAAAACGCCUCGUGCUACGGAGGAGGACGCACGUCGAGCUGGAAUCCCUGUAGGGUACUCUAUCAAGAACUGGGAUCCUACCGAAGUGCCCAUAAUGGUCCUUGGCAGCGUGUUCGAUGCCAAUUCUUUGGGUAAAUGGAUUUACGAUUGGACAGUAUACCAUCACGGUCCUAGGACGCCUCUAUCAGAAAUGGCGGGUGAACUCUGGCUUCUAUUGAUUCGCCUUGCUGGCAAGAUAAAACGUUCUGAGGCGAUUAUACCAAAAAUACGAAGUAAAGAGAAUUGUGAAAUGGUCGAAGACUUUCUAGAGUCUGGUGAACGAUUAUGGAUACGUUUUGCGAAGCUGCUCAAAGUGUGUGAGGAUUACAUGUGGAAAGCGGCCAAGAAAGAAAGUGGCGGGAAGCCGGCGUCGUUGGGCAAUAACUCUGGUGUGGAGUUUGUGGAGUCAAUGUUCGGCAAAGAUCGAGAGCUCAACAAGACCGAGAAGUUGAUGACGGGGAUGCGACUCUGGAGCAUGCGUUUCGACGCUAAUUGCGAGGAAAUUCUGAAGUAUCCAGCUUCGUGA